AUGACUACGAACUUAAACCACCUUAUCCCCCAAAAACCACCGGAUAAGAGCCUUCCUUCCCAAAAAGGAGAACUUCAAUGUUUCAAAGAUAAACUAAUUGAAGGCAUGCAACAGUCUAUAACUAUUACUGAAGCAUCUACAUUUAUGGAUACUACAACUAAGGUCCAAGAAAUAGUUGCCCAGCAAAAUCAUCAAAUGCUGAUAGAGGAAAACACAAUCCAACUAUUAGAGGAAGACCAAGCUCGAAUUUAUCAACCCUGGAAAUUCUCUCUCAUUAUAAAGCUUAUUGGUAAGAGAAUUCAACAUCAUAUCUUAAAAAAGAAAAUCCAGGAAGCUUGGAAAAUCAUAAAAAAUUUCCCUCUCAUCGAUUUGGGAGCAGACUACUACAUAACUAAAUUUAAAUGUCAAGAGCACAUGGUUAAGGUUUUAAAUGCUGGCCCAUGGUUCAUUUUUGGCCAUUUCCUCUCCAUCCAAAGAUGGAAGCCUAAAUUUGUGGCAACGGAAGUUAAAAGCUCCCUCACUGCCAUCUGGAUCCGUCUGCCCCAAUUGCCCACUGAGUUUUGUGAUGAAAUCAUCUUGGCAAAAAUAGGAAACGCUAUUGGUAAAUUACUGAAAGUUGAUGUGUGCACCUCCUCCACUCUAAGGGGUCGCUAUGCGAGAUUAUGCAUUGAGCUUCCUCUGGAAAUUCCGGUCAUUCCUGUCAUAAACAUUGGCCAUCACAAACAAACCAUCCAAUACGAAGGAGAAAAUACCCUAUGCGAGCAAUGUGGAAGAUUAGGUCAUGUGGCUUCAAAAUGCAUCUAUACAAAACCACCUCAAACACCAAGCCAAUCGAUGGAAAAUCUAACUGUUAUGCCUGAAGAGAGGAUCAAUAACAACUCAGCUAAUGAGCUAGCCUAG
Molecule: messenger RNA, 900 nt
Organism: Nicotiana tabacum (common tobacco)
Lineage: Eukaryota; Viridiplantae; Streptophyta; Magnoliopsida; Solanales; Solanaceae
Molecular function (GO): nucleic acid binding; zinc ion binding
Source: RefSeq, a predicted model, not a curated record